Molecule: messenger RNA, 3403 nt
Organism: Cladocopium goreaui
Lineage: Eukaryota; Dinophyceae; Suessiales; Symbiodiniaceae
Source: the annotation of a GenBank genome assembly
GCGAGCCGCAAGCAGAUCAGAUCAGCAGGCCUGGUACUGCGAUGUCAAUUUCUGAGCAGGCUGGUAUGGGGGAAGACAGUAUGGUGGCCUUCAUUCGGUCCUGCAUGACGAGCAUACUGCAACCUUUCGGGCAAACUGUGGAUGAGCUGCAGAAAUAUGUGGCGACAUUGUCAGAGAGCUUGAGCUCUUUGGGUACUGAUACUGAUGCUCACGAAACGAGAUUGUCUCAGCAAGCAGCGCUCAUUGAGAACCUACGUGCGGACCUGGACCGAACAUCGGAGCAGGUUCUUGAAGCACGAAGUUUGUUGGACACCACCGUAAAGGAAAAAGCCUCCAUGGAGGAGCAGCUGGUUGCGUUGCAACCAAGGGUGGAUCAGUUGGAGCAGCAGGCAGCAGUGGCCAGCGAUGCCCUUAAGGAGCUACAGCCCAAAGUGAAGGAGACACGUGCCAGACUCGCCAGGUGUGAGGAGGGCAAGUUUGAGACCGACCGGGAUAUUGCUCAGCUUCGUGCUUCGCUGGAGAAGACAAAGGCUGAAUUUGAUGCCUGGGAACAGACACAUGCAGUUCUGGUCCAGACAGUCAACAGCAAUAAAGCCGACUUCGAAACCCGCUUGCAGGAGAUCCAAGUACUGAAUCGGGAUCUUAAAGAGCAGAAGAAGACGGCAGAUGAAUUUGCUAAUCAGCUUGAAAACAGGCUGCGGAGUAUUGAGGAAAAAGCGCAUGAAGCGGAUAAAACCUUGAAAGAGCACGCCGAGAAACACCAGAUGGGUAGCACAAGCACUGCACAGCUGCAAGGGCGGACUGACACAUUGGAAAAGGGCCAUGAAGAUACAAAAGAAAGGUUGAAGAGCUGCGAGGUCGACAUCACGGACUAUCGAGUUCUUGCUGUGGAGAACAAGGAAAACAUUUCAAGAGUGCUGCAGGUUGUUUCAAGUCCAGAUGUCUUAACCAACAUGGAGACAGGGAUCAAAGAGCUGUCAAUUGGUAUUCGUCAGAACUUCGAUUCAAUUGAAUCUUUGAACGGACGUUGUCAAGAGCUGACAGAGGAGAAGGACAAGGCUCAGCUCAAGACUGAGAUCUUAAUUGAGUCCCUGGAGAUGCUGAAGAUGCAGUCGGAAAGAGUCGAAAGUAUUCUCGGCUUGGACCCCAUCUCCCAGGACGACGUGUCCUCUCCAGGAUCGCCGGGCAUGGUCUUGAAGGGAGGCAUUCUCCUCACAGACCAGCAAAUUGCGUCUUUCAAAGAAAUUUUCGAAGAAUUCGAUGCUGAUAGCUCGGGCACCAUCUGCAUCACGGAGCUGGAUGGAGUGAUGCAGAAAGGUGGCCUAGACCCACCAAUGGACAUCGUUUAUUCGAUUCUGGAGUCUAUUGAUAUGGACAAGAGUGGUGAUAUUGAUUUUGACGAAUUUUGUGCAUUGCUGACGAAGAUGUUGGGUGCUGAUGGAAAAAUUGAUAAGGAACGCAUGCUCCAGAGUAUGUAUGACAGCCUAUCUUAUGACGCCAAAACACGCAAAGCCGUGGAGACAGUAAUCCAGCACACUACAGAAUUGCAGCAACACAAGGAGAUGAUUGUCAACGACCAGAACCGGCUCAGCGAUGCAGAUGUUCGGAUAGGAACCCUUCAAGACAGCAUCGAGACCUUGAACUCGGAAGUGAAGAAACUGAGACAAGGUCUUGACUUGAAUCAGGAGUACUGGAAAGGCUUCUCACGGGGCUUGAAGGAGACCAGAAAGACGGUCGCAGAAAGUGAGGAAGGCAUAAGCUACGAAGCACCUUGCCUCCACUCUCAGCCCGGCCGUCGACCGCGAUUUCUACCUCCGGGUAUGCUCCUGUCAGUGCCGGCCUAUAGCCAUAUCGCCGAGAUCCUUGGCUGCAGCGAUGCCUUCCCUUUUUGUCCACGUUUAAGACAGUCUCCUUGGACGGGCAGCCACACAAUGCGGAGCACUGCGAGAGCUCGGGCAUUUGCAGCCAGGAAGUCUGAAAAGCCACUGCCUUUCGCAACUGUUCAGCUGAGCUGCGAAGCAGUGAUCAGUUUGAGAAGCAUUUUUCGUUUCAAAAUUUCCGGGGAAGGCCUUGUGGCAUGGCAGGCCGUGGCGAAGCUCCAGAAGGUGGGAGAGAAGGUGCGGGUUUGUGAUGAAACGAUCCUGCAACGAGUCAGUCUUGUGCAGAAAGCUUCAGUUUCACAGCAAAUCCUACGUAUUGCAAGACACAUUGAGAAUCGUAGCUUGCAGACUUCGUGCAGGAGCACAGCUCCAGGUGAGCUUGGCCAGACGUGGGGCGCACUGGGGCAGCCAAUGAUGGGUGCACUGUGGAGGAACAGGGAGCUAGAGAGUGAAAACCGGCGCUUGCGUGAUGCCGUAGCUCGACGGCAAAGUCAGCUACAUUCAUUGCAGCAAGCUGCGAGCAGCAACUCCGGAUCACGGCAUGUGUUGCUCUCUCUUGACGCUACGAAUGCUUGGCCUGGACGAGGUGCUUCAGCAAGCUCUGAUGACAAGGCUCGUUCAUCACAAGCCGCUCAAGCAGGGCUGCCGCUUGAAUUGUCUGCUUCUAAUCUCAGCGCAGCCAGCUCAAGUUCAACCACAGGCGCAAACGGCGCUGGAGCCUCCACCGAUUUGAGUCGGGGCAACGUAUCUCCAGCAGCUGUUGCCUGCACGCCUAUGUUUGGGUCAGUGGCACCAGGAUCUGAAAUUGACUUGCUGCCGGACUUUUCAGUGCCUUCGGGCCCGUCGCAGAUUCAGCUAAAGGUCGUGCCGCCACAAGCGCAGCAGCAACAGUCACCGUCGGCUCCAACUCAGCCAACUCAGCCAACUCAGCCAACUCAGCCCCCAGCGGCUGUUCAGAUGCCGAGUCAGCAACCGCAGCAAGCCCUUCAACCGCAGCAACCGCAGCAACCACAGCAACAGGCAGCGAGUGGUGCAAGGACAAAGCUGCAGCAUUCAGACACCAAAACCAAGCUUGAGGAUACAUUGCGGGAAUUGGCUGACAACAUUGGCACAACAUUGCCACCAAAGCCCAUACCACCAGAGUUGGAGCGCAAAGACAGCAAGCCGAGUGGGCCACUGUUACGGAGCGAAUCUUUUCCAGCAUCCUCCAUCAGUGAGCCCAACCACGUGGAGGGCUGCAGCAAGGAUGUUCAAGGCUAUGGCACUCCAGUAGUUUACCAAAACUGGAGGAAGGGGCACGUGAAGGAAGGAGCUGAAACCAAUAGCGAGAAUGGUGAGCCCUCUGCAAAUGCUUCUGUCUCUUGCUUGCAAGCCUCGAACUCCAUGACUCUCACGCGGAUCUUGGCGGGCCCCUUUGGAUGAUUUUCGAUGAGUUCCACUUUCCUUUUGGUUCCUUUGGACCUUUUGAAUCCUUUGGAUAUCUUUGGAUCAAAUCAAAGUCUCGAGAUCAGCUGUUGGAAAAU